AUGGGGCAAACAUCCCGAGCACCACUACUCUGGCGGAUGGAGGAAUGGAAGUCUAAUGAUGUUGUCAUUCGUGAAAGCAUAUUAAACAGAAUCCAUGUUCCUGGACACAGUCUUCAUCGCCUUGCGAUUCGAGCUCCUCCAACACCGACCUCAGCCCUUAACCAGACUGUCAAAGUGACAGCUAGCAACACGACCACUGCCAACAAGCCAUCCCCGACGCAGACAAAGACUCACAUCUCCUUGGUCCCGCAUUGGAGCUAUGAGAAGAACUCCAUCGCUGUCGCCAUUGUCAUUUCCGUCGUGACGGUCAUAGCCGUCACCACGUUGGUCAUCCUUCUUAUUCAGAAAGUCCGCAGAAGUUGGAAGCGUCAUAAAAGCGAACAGAAAGACUAUGCUGGCUCUAGGUACCGUGUCUACUAUUUGAACGACAGCGCUGAGAAUGGGGGACUCGAGCACAAAUUCAGUCGGGAAUCGGUCAUGUUUAGCAAGGACGCCUCCGGUCAAGAGUAUCUUGUUGAGCAGGAUGGCGAUAAGAUCACUCGCGUUUAUCGCGCAGGAAAGAAUGAUUCAUCACGCACCUUCGAUUCUGUUGGCAAACCACAGGAACCACAGCAACAGCAGCCACCAGCAACACCGGUUCAAACAACGCUGAUGAGCUCGGCCGGCAUCGUCGACCUAGCUCAACCCGUAUCUGAGGUGCAACCUAACAAACCAUUAACCGUUCGUGGGCGUUCUGGCUCCAUCCCCAAGCCUAUAGUCGUCGUGCCUCCUCCCUUGAAACACGUCACUUCGUUGAAGGCAACUCCAGUCACGCAGCCACCGGACCUCAUCCCUGAGAGACCAUCCUUCAUUCCCAAAUCUCGAAGCGAGGCCAGAAGAAGUCUCAUCAAGCUGGCAACGGACCCAAGCUCGCUAUUUCGACUGCCUUCGAUCAAGAAAACUACCUCGCCUAUUUAUCGCCCUUGA
This is a messenger RNA of Aspergillus affinis, 966 nucleotides long. RefSeq lists its product as uncharacterized. The record is from RefSeq and is a predicted model, not a curated record. Lineage: Eukaryota; Fungi; Ascomycota; Eurotiomycetes; Eurotiales; Aspergillaceae. Bases 1 to 966 code for a protein of 321 amino acids. The transcript has a single exon.